CUUGACCGUCAUCAACCGUCGUGAAGCAUGUAACGUGGACUAUCAUGCCAGUGAUAUCCCCACUACUAUCCCCACCCCGAGUCUCCUGCGCUGGUUUACGUCGCAAUCUGAACACACUGGCCCAGUGAUUGUGCGACCACGCGACUGUGCAGUGAUGGUAGCUGAUGGUAGUGGUGGCGGUAAUAGCAGAUAGCAGUUGUAGUUACGAAAGCAGUGUAUGUCAGUGUGCGUAUGGUGACUGGUCGUAACCGCUCGAUUCGGAAGGAACACGGGGUAUAGAGAAUUUUUUCCAAUUAAAAUUCAAUAUGAUUGUGACCACGUGUUCGUGAGUCAUCGUGAGUGGUACAUCCGCGACCUACAGCGAUCGCGUCCGUAACUGCAUACUGUGCCUUGCUCAGGAGGAGUCAACCGUUACGGUACGCGGGCAAGAUAGGUAUUCCUACUCGCUCCGCCUGACAUGCACGCUCGUAGUUUCCACUGUUCUAUGACAUUACCGAAAUCAUUCCUACUGCGUGUAGUAUUUGGGCGACCACGGGGAGCGAGAUGCUGCGAUGGUAGUCAGGUGGCGUAGUCCUCAACAUCGCCGUAUUGCGUGCACUUGAGGCUAAUAGGAAGGGAUCAUUUCUGCCAAUAAGGGAAACGCGUUUGCUCUACUCUUUUGCGAUGACGUUAGAAUGAAUGGAAUAGUGGGGAUCGGUCCUACACUUUUCUCAGCGAACUUCUUCUGUGCAAGGCACAGUACUUAUGUAUGCUACAGGAGGUGACGGUAGGGUCAAGUAGGAUAGUGCAGCGAAACCUCCUGAAGUCCACCAACACGGCACAGUAAUUGGCUCCUCUACCCUAUGCUAAUUUGCAUUUGUGAAUUGGGAAGAACUGCAAGAAAGUGGGAGAAACAAGUUUAUACUUUUAUUUAGUAUAACAUAAUUAAUCAAUUUAAAUUAUGUACGAACCUCACGAUCAGCAAUGACAAAUGUUGUUAGAACAUGGUCUGAAAACGAAGAAAAACAAAGGUUAUUAAGAUGAAGUGGAUAGUAAUUUCAUGUAUUUUAUGUGUAUUUGGAUGUUUCAAAGAAUUCAGACCUUCCGAAUCUUUUGUCACUGAUUAUUUUACUGGCCCAUGGAAAAAUUUUACAAGUGUUCAAGUGAACCACGAAAUUUUUCCUGUCUCUACAUAUUCUUACUUUGCAACAUUAAUUGUUGUGUUUUUAAUAACAGACUUUGUCCAAUAUAAGCCUGUCAUUAUAUUAUGUGGUCUAUCUGGUGCAAUCACCUACGUUUUAAUCAUUUUUGGAAAGAAUCUUUUGACUAUGCAAAUUAUGGAGUUCUUUUAUGGCUUAUUCUUUUCCACAGAAGUAGCUUAUUACACAUAUAUUUAUGCUAAAGUUGAUAAAGAACAUUAUCAAGAAGUAACAAGCCACACAAAAGCAGCAUCUUUAUUUGGUCGUUGUAUGUCUGGUAUUAUUGCACAAUUAACAGUUUCUUUUGAUAUGUUGGAUUAUCAUCAACUAAAUUACCUUACCCUAUCAGCUGUUACAUUUGCAAUGAUUUGGGCAUUUUUUUUACCUCCUGUUGGAAAGUCUAUUUACUUUCAUAGAAAAAAUGAAAAUUGUAUUUCUGAAGUAACCAUUGAAACAGCAUCAGACCAACAGUUGACUCCAGUACCACAAUUAUCUGAAGAUCAUAUUCAAUUUGACUCUUCCAAUAAAAAGGUUUCAAUGGUGAAGAAAGUAAGACUAGCUUAUGCUUUAUUGUGGAAAGAUUUUUUAGAAGCUUAUUCGAAUGGACACAUAGUUAAGUGGUCAUUAUGGUGCUCCUUCUCAACUUGCGGAUAUUUGCAAGUUACUGGUUAUAUACAGUUGCUUUGGCAAACUGCAGUUUCUCCUCAAGAUAAGAUUUAUAAUGGAGCUGUUGAAGCUCUUUAUACAAUCAUAGGUACAAUAACAGUAUUUUGCAUUGGAAAAGUACCAUUUAAUUGGUCUUUGAUAGGAGCCGUUGUGGUAUCAUUUAUGUCAUUUAUGGAAGGCAUUUUAUUAGUAGUUUCCUCAUACAGUUAUAAUAUUUGGUUGCUAUACCUCUCUUUCAUUGUAUUUGGAAUUAUUUAUCAUACAAUGAUCACUGUUGCAAGUUUUGAAGUUGCAAAGAAUAUAUCAGAGGAUAGUUAUGGCUUAGUAUUUGGAAUAAAUACAUUUCUUGCACUUGCAUUACAAAGCAUAUUGACAGCCAUUGUACUGAAUGAAAACUUAGGAUUAACUCUGAGGUGUCAGUAUUUUAUCUAUGGGGGUUACUUCAUUGUGAUAGCAAUGCUGUAUAUAAUAGUAGGUAUUUUUAACAUUGUUCGUCAUUACAAAAGUGGCAAUGAUUUCAACAUAUGGGUUAAGAACAAGGAAGCUGUGACUGAUUUUCAACCUAAGAUGGAAGAAAAGUAUUUAGAGUGACAACGUUCUAGUUGAGAUUUUACUUCUUGAUCUUCGUUGUUGAAAAUUCAACAAUGUUUUAGCAAUUUGUUUUGUGAUCGCGUGAAACUUAGCGAAUAUCAUAGAAAAAGUCUAAGUCGCAGCGAUAAUACAGCGACGACUAAUUAGAUUGUUAUUUCUUCUUGUCGUUAACGAAAGAAGUAAAUUAAGAAUGUGAAUGACUAUGUGUAUGCGAUUUGUUCCAUUUUAUACAGAAAUAUAGUUGUUUAUUACCUUA
This is a messenger RNA of Megalopta genalis, 2691 nucleotides long. The record is from RefSeq and is a predicted model, not a curated record. Lineage: Eukaryota; Metazoa; Arthropoda; Insecta; Hymenoptera; Halictidae.